Messenger RNA from Elephantulus edwardii (Cape elephant shrew), 1075 nucleotides. It is a transcript of the gene CASTOR2, whose product is annotated as GATS protein-like 2. Bases 1 to 981 code for a protein of 326 amino acids. The record is from RefSeq and is a predicted model, not a curated record. Gene Ontology annotation, biological process: cellular response to L-arginine; negative regulation of TORC1 signaling. Gene Ontology annotation, cellular component: cytosol. Lineage: Eukaryota; Metazoa; Chordata; Mammalia; Macroscelidea; Macroscelididae. The transcript is spliced from 9 exons.
AUGACGUCAGGGGCCCAGUGCCCCAGCCUGUCACCCGAGUCCACGCUCAGGGCGGACCCGUCAGGGGAUGAAGUAACACUCCUGUGUCUGUCCCCGUCCAGGUGCAAGUUCUUCAGUCUGACUGAAACACCGGAGGACUACACCAUCAUCGUGGACGAGGAGGGCUUCCUGGAGCUCCCCUCCUCGGAGCACCUGAGCGUGGCGGACGCCACCUGGCUGGCCCUCAACGUGGUGUCUGGGGGCGGCAGCUUCUCCAGCUCGCAGCCCAUUGGGGUGACCAAGAUCGCCAAGUCCGUCAUCGCCCCACUGGCCGACCAGAACAUCUCCGUGUUCAUGUUGUCCACCUACCAGACGGAUUUCAUCCUGGUGCGUGAACGGGACCUGCCGUUCGUGACCCACACCUUGUCGUCUGAGUUCACCAUCCUGCGGGUCGUCAAUGGGGAGCCGGUGGCAGCCGACGACCUCGGCAUCACCAACGGCUUCGUGAAGCCCAAGCUGGUCCAGAGGCCAGUCAUCCACCCGCUGUCCAGCCCGAGCAACAGAUUCUGUGUCACCAGCCUGGACCCUGAUACGCUCCCUGCAGUCGCCACACUCCUCAUGGAUGUCAUGUUCUACUCCAACGGAGUGAAGGACCCCAUGGCCUCUGCCGGCGAUGACUGUGGUCACAUCCGCUUCUUCUCCUUCUCCCUCAUUGAGGGCUACAUCUCCCUGGUGAUGGACGUGCAGACCCAGCAGAGGUUUCCCAGUAACCUGCUGUUCACGAGCGCAUCUGGAGAGCUCUGGAAGAUGGUGCGGAUCGGAGGCCAGCCCCUGGGAUUCGACGAGUGCGGCAUCGUGGCCCAGAUCUCGGAGCCCUUGGCUGCCGCAGACAUUCCCGCCUACUACAUUAGCACGUUCAAGUUCGACCACGCACUGGUUCCAGAAGAAAACAUCAAUGGUGUCGUCAGUGCCCUGAAAGUCAGUCAAGCCGAGAAGCAUUAGGGCUGGGCGUCCCCCCAGCCCCAGGCCCCAACCCCACCCUGAAGAUUGUUCUUGCAGUAUUUCUCCACAGACUGGAAAUCGCACCCGAGACCCU